GCUCUGGAGGUGGGAGCAGCUGUGGAAGGAGAGGAUCCAUCUCUGGAGGUGGAGGAGGAGGAGGAGGGGGAGGCUCAGGUCAUGGAGGAUCCAGUUAUGGCAGUGGCGGGUCCAUCAGUGGAGGAGAAGGAGGUUCCAGCUAUGGAGGGGGCUCAGGAUAUGGAGGUGGCUCUGGCAGGAGAGGGUCCAUCUCUGGUGGUGGUCACAGCUCUGGAGGGUGGGGAUCAGGCUCUGGCAGUGGUGGGAGCAGUUCUGGAGGAGGAAUCGGCUCCGGCUAUGGAGGAAGCUCAGGGUGUGGAGGAUCAAGCUCUGGUGGGUGCAUUGGUGGAGGAGAAGGAGGUGGAGGAAGCUCAGGCAGGAGAGGCUCCAUCUCUGGAGGCGGUCACAGCUCCGGUGGUUAUGGCUCUGGCAGUGGCAGGUGCAGCCCCCACAGUGGCGGGAUCAGCUCUGGAGGUUGGAGCAGCUCUGGUAGGAGAGGAUCCAUGUCUGGAGGUGGAGGAGAAGGAGGGGGAGGCUCAGGUCAUGGAGGAUCCAGUUAUGGCAGUGGCGGGUCCAUCAGUGGAGGAGAAGGAGGUUCCGGCUAUGGAGGGAGCUCAGGAUAUGGAGGUGGCUCUGGCAGGAGAGGGUCCAUCUCUGGUGGUGGAGGAAGCUCAGGCAGGAGAGGCUCCAUCUCUGGAGGCGGUCACAGCUCCGGUGGUUAUGGCUCUGGCAGUGGCAGGUGCAGCCCCCACAGUGGCGGGAUCAGCUCUGGAGGUUGGAGCAGCUCUGGUAGGAGAGGAUCCAUGUCUGGAGGUGGAGGAGAAGGAGGGGGAGGCUCAGGUCAUGGAGGAUCCAGUUAUGGCAGCGGUGGGUCCAUCAGUGGAGGAGAAGGAGGUUCCAGCUAUGGAGGGGGCUCAGGAUAUGGAGGUGGCUCUGGCAGGAGAGGGUCCAUCUCUGGUGGUGGAGGAAGCUCGGGCAGUGGUGGAUCCAUCUGUGGAGGAGAAGGAGGCUCUGGGUAUGGAGUUGGAGGAAGGUCUGGCAGGAGAGGAUCCAUCUCUGGAGGUGGAGGAGGAGGAGGAGGGGGAGGCUCAGGUCAUGGAGGAUCCAGUUAUGGCAGUGGCGGGUCCAUCAGUGGAGGAGAAGGAGGUUCCGGCUAUGGAGGGAGCUCAGGAUAUGGAGGUGGCUCUGGCAGGAGAGGGUCCAUCUCUGGUGGUGGUCACAGCUCUGGAGGGUGGGGAUCAGGCUCUGGCAGUGGUGGAAGCAGUUCUGGAGGAGGAAUCAGCUCCAGCUAUGGAGGAGGAGAAAGCUCUGGGAGGAGAGGGUCCAUCUCUGGAGGAGGAGGAAGCUCAGGCCAUGGAGGAUCCAGUUAUGGCAGUGGCGGGUCCAUCAGUGGAGGAGAAGGAGGUUCAGGCUAUGGAGGGAGCUCAGGAUAUGGAGGUGGCUCUGGCAGGAGAGGGUCCAUCUCUGGAGGUGGAGGAGGCUCAGGUCAUGGAGGAUCCAGUUAUGGCAGUGGCGGGUCCAUCAGUGGAGGAGAAGGAGGUUCCGGCUAUGGAGGGAGCUCAGGAUAUGGAGGUGGCUCUGGUAGGAGAGGGUCCAUCUCUGGAGGUGGAGGAAGUUCAGGCCAUGGAGGAUCCAGUUAUGGCAGUGGUGGAUGCAUUGUGGGGGGAGAAGGGGCCUCAGGGUGUGGAGGAGGGUCAGGAUAUGGAGGAGGCUCUGGAUAUGGGGGAGGCUCAGGGUACGGAGGAAACUCUGGAUAUGGGGGAGGCUCAGGGUAUGGAGGAAACUCUGGAUAUGGGGGAGGUUCAGGCUAUGGAGGAGGAGGAAGCUCCAUCUUUGGAGGCUGGGGAUCGAGCUCUGCUGGCACCUGCAGCCCUGGCAGUCGGGGGGGAGGAGGUUGGGAUUGCUCCGGAGGGGACAGUUUUUAUGGAGGAGGGACCUGUGGAGCCAGGACAUCCAGCUGCAGAGAUGGGACUGAGGAAGGCGGGUCAGGAGGAGGGUGCUCUUCUCCAAGACUGGGUUACUGGUCUGCCUAUGGAAGUGGCUCAGGUUCCUCUGGAGAUGCUGCCCACAAUUAAAACUUGGAUGCAAAAUCUCACCAGUGGAAUGGGAUGAAGCCGUUCCUCAUUGUCGGGGGCAAUGGGGCUUUCUUGCUGUCACCACUGGUCUGGAUGGGCUGAGCUCUCCUGCACAGCCAUCUCUGGACUCUCCAUCCCGCUUCUCUGCUGGAUGCUGAUUUUGUGACGGUGUCUCUUCCUUCCUUGGGCUUUCUCAGGGCUUUUCAUCCCAGGCUGUUUGGAACCUCUGUCCUUGGCAACUAAAAGCUUGAAACCCUG
This is a messenger RNA of Corvus hawaiiensis (hawaiian crow), 2312 nucleotides long. Its product is annotated as fibrous sheath CABYR-binding protein-like. The record is from RefSeq and is a predicted model, not a curated record. The transcript is spliced from 5 exons. Bases 82 to 2091 code for a protein of 669 amino acids. NCBI's taxonomy places the organism in Eukaryota, Metazoa, Chordata, Aves, Passeriformes, Corvidae.